AUGGUGAGCUCCCUGCCGCUGUUCUUGCUGCUGCUGCUGCUGCUCUCUGCGGCCAGCUUCGGCGGCGGCGUGAGGCUCGGCAAUGGCGGCUACGAGGACUGGAGGCUCGGCACCGCCACCUACGUCAAGGAGUUCCAGUCGCACCCUCUCAACGACGGUGGUGGCGCCUGCGGGUACGGCGACCUGGACAUCUUCAGGUACGGCCGCUACACGACGGGGCUGAGCGUGGCGCUGUUCGGGCGCGGCAGCGCCUGCGGCGGCUGCUACGAGCUCCGGUGCGUGAACCACAUCCAGUGGUGCCUCCGGGGUAGCCCCACGGUGGUGGUGACGGCGACGGACUUCUGCCCCGCCAACAUGGGCCUCGCCGACGAGGCCGGCGGCUGGUGCAACUUCCCACGGGAGCACCUCGAGCUGUCCGAGGCCGCCUUCCUCCGCGUCGCCAAGGCCAAGGCCGACAUCGUGCCCGUGCAGUUCCGAAGGGUGAGCUGCGACAGGGCGGGCGGCAUGCGGUUCACCAUCACCGGCAGCGCCCACUUCCUGCAGGUGCUGAUCACCAACGUGGCGGCGGACGGCGAGGUGGCGGCCGUGAAGGUGAAGGGGUCGACAACGGGGUGGAUCCCGAUGGGGCGGAACUGGGGCCAGAACUGGCAGUGCGACGCCGACCUCCGCGGCCAGCCGCUGUCGUUCGAGGUCACCGGCGGGAGGGGCAGGACGGCCACCGCCUACGGCGUAGCGCCGGCGGACUGGAUGUUCGCGCAGACGUUUGAGGGCAAGCAGCUCGCCGAGUAG
Molecule: messenger RNA, 789 nt
Organism: Miscanthus lutarioriparius
Lineage: Eukaryota; Viridiplantae; Streptophyta; Magnoliopsida; Poales; Poaceae
Source: the annotation of a GenBank genome assembly